AGAAUGAUUCCUUAGCGAAUCGGACACCAUUAGCUAGCUGUCUGUUUCCAAGGGCAUGGAAGCCGUCAGGGUUUUUUCUUUAAGGUUCAUUUGCGUUUACGUUGCUUAAGGCACAGCGUUAGCAUAAUGUCAUCCAGCGGUUGUUUCAUGUACUUCGCUUAUGGCAGUAAUUUACUGAAAGAGAGACUGCAGCUAAAAAACCCAUCAGCUGUGUUUCACUGCGUCGGAAGAAUCCAGGACUACAGGCUGAAUUUCGGUCUUUCGGGUGACCACACUAACUGCGCUUGGCACGGUGGAGUGGCCACCAUACAGGAGAGCGAAGGAGACGAGGUUUGGGGAGUCGUGUGGAGGAUAGAUAACCAAAACCUGCCCAGUUUAGACAGACAGGAACAGGUUCAUGAAGGUGUGUACAGCCCAAUAGAGAUCAAAGUAGAAAUAAAAGAGGAGGUGCUUCUCUGCCGGACAUACAAGAUGAACAAUCUCAGACCCUGUCCACCUUCACCACAGUACAAAAAGGUUGUGUGUUUAGGGGCUCAACAGAGCGGCUUGCCUCAAAACUACAUACAGAAGCUUCUGGCACUGGAGACAAACAACUACAGCGGCACUUCAAUAUUAGAUCAGAUUACAGACAUCCAGAAAUGACCUCCAGGAGCUUUUUUUUUUUUUUUAAGCUUUUCAAGUUAAUUAAUCAUAAAUGAAGACCAGUACUUUAACUCAAUCCUAGGCAUUUGUUGGGUUUAAAUCUAUUGUAGUAAGAACUGAACUAAACAUUGAUUGUCACAAACAACUUGUAAAACU
Molecule: messenger RNA, 798 nt
Organism: Carassius auratus (goldfish)
Lineage: Eukaryota; Metazoa; Chordata; Actinopteri; Cypriniformes; Cyprinidae
Gene: ggcta
Product: gamma-glutamylcyclotransferase a
Exons: 4
Coding region: 127-642 (171 amino acids)
Molecular function (GO): gamma-glutamylcyclotransferase activity
Source: RefSeq, a predicted model, not a curated record